Lodderomyces oxycetoniae is the source of this 1080-nucleotide messenger RNA. RefSeq lists its product as uncharacterized. Bases 1 to 1080 code for a protein of 359 amino acids. Lineage: Eukaryota; Fungi; Ascomycota; Pichiomycetes; Serinales; Debaryomycetaceae. The transcript has a single exon. Gene Ontology annotation, biological process: transmembrane transport. Gene Ontology annotation, cellular component: fungal-type vacuole membrane. Gene Ontology annotation, molecular function: transmembrane transporter activity. The record is from RefSeq and is a predicted model, not a curated record.
AUGAUCAUAGGCUCAAUAAUGAUGUGUUUGUCCGGUUUGGUAUUUGCCGAAUCUACUGAUUUUACAUAUCUUUUAAUUGCUGCUAUAAUUGGAGUCAUCUCUCCCUCGGGAGACGAAACUGGACCGUUUAAAACUGUAGAGGAGGCAUCUAUAGCUCACUUGACCCCUCACAAUCAUCGGCCUGAAGUUUUUGCUAUACACGGAGUUUUAGCUACCGCAGGAGGAGCAAUUGGGUCUCUUGUUUGUGGAUUUUUGGUGGACUAUUUGCACAAUGAGCUCAAAUAUGACAAAAUUCGUUGUUAUCAGAUUGUCUUUUAUGUUUACUCUGCCAUUGCGAUUAUGAAAUUAUUCAGCAUGUUGUGUUUAUCUGAAAAAUGUGAGGUAUAUCUGGAUAAAAAUAUUAGCGAGAUCUCGGAGACCCUGGAAUUACUUGGAGAAGAAAAUUCAACUUCAACAACUUCAACCACCACCAUUUCAAAAGCCACUCGUAGUUAUUUGCCGAAAUUAUUAUGCAUUUUCAUGCUUGAUUCGCUUGGGUACGGUUUUAUGCCAUCGGCAUGGGUGGUUUACUAUCUUGCUAUUACCUUUAAACUCGCAGCAAAGGCACUUGGAAGUUUGUUUUUUGUGACCAAUUUUGUUAAUUCAAUCUCGUCCAUACCAUCCGCAUAUCUUGCAAAAUCGAUCGGUCCGGUGAAGGCAAUACUAUUCACCCAAGCUCCAUCUGCUAUAUUUUUUGGCGCUAUAGCAAUAUGUCACAAUUUCACUCCAGUGGCCAUUUUGUUAAUCUUUUAUUAUCUCACAUCAACCAUGGACGUGGUGCCACGACAGGUUUUACUUACUUCAAUAAUGCCCAAACAUGAAAUCACCAAAGUUAUGGGUACUGUGAAUAUAGGCAAGACCGUGGCAAGAUGCGUGGGGCCGACAUUCACUGGUCGAUUAGCAGAAGAUGAUAGAUUGAAAUAUGGAUUUUUGAUAAAUGCCAUAUGCGUACUAUUGGCAGAUUUGGUAUUGGUCACUAAUUUUGUACAUGUGGAUCAUGUCAUUUUACAGAAACAACUGAUAGAUUGCGAUAUAGAGUAA